AUGGGAACACUUGAGAAGAAAAAAAUUUUCUUCGAAGAAGCCGAUCGGCCACCACCUUCAUAUUAUGAUGGCAGUCUAGAGAAAAUGCCUCUACGGAAAUUACCAUUUCAAACUCCUGAUCCUGAAAAAUGGCUGAAGGCUCCUGAAUUCGUGCCGCGCACGAAAAUGUUGGCCGAAGCAUUUGCGCCACCUCUUGACUGUCCACAAGAUCAUUCCUCAUUGACGGAAGUGCCUUAUGUACCUAUUGGACAAUUACCACCGGUCGGCAUGGCGAAUUGUGUGGCUCCGCCUUUCGCCAUACCACCGACACAUGCUCCUCCAUACGUGGCGGCUCCGCCCUUCCCGCCAAUGGUACCAAUGCCGCCGGCCGCUACCGGCCCUAUCGCACCACGGAUGCCUGUCAUCCCAAAUGGGUAUACUGUCAACAUCACUAAUCUUAAUCAAGGUGUCGGCCCACCGAUUCCAGCGAUUGUUUUGCGGAAAAAACGACGAAAGCGUAAUAAGAACACACAAUCGCUGGUGAUGAACUCGUCGGAAUCACCCAGCUCAUCGCAUCCAUUAGAUCCAAAUGGUUAUGCCAGUGACCGAAACGGUGCUACUACACCGGACGAUGCACCGAUUGUUGAAGACGACGAGUCAUCAGGUGCGGACGGCAAACAGCUGCUGAGUGGGUCGUGUCCAGAUCUCAGCGAAGAGCAACUUGAAAUGUGGGAUAACUAUUUGUAUGCUGCCGCAGUAGACAGUAAAGAAAAGAAGGAAAGAUCAACGCCACCGAGUUCACCAAAGCAGGACGUCAACGAAGCAUCUGUCUAUGAUGUUCUGCCGAGGAGUCUACGGGAUGUCGCUGAACAACAACUUGAUGGUUUUAGCAAUCCAGAAAUCCGUCGACUGGAUAGGGAAAUCAACGGUACGGUUUAUUUCAGUAGUGUUUUAUUUGAAAAACAAUAA
This is a messenger RNA of Haemonchus placei, 948 nucleotides long. NCBI's taxonomy places the organism in Eukaryota, Metazoa, Nematoda, Chromadorea, Rhabditida, Trichostrongylidae. The record is from the annotation of a GenBank genome assembly.